AUGGCACAUAAAGACGCGGUAGGGCUCUGUUUGAUUUGUGGUGAACUUUCUUUUGGAAAACACUAUGGAUGUUUAAGUUGUCUUGGAUGUAAAACAUUUUUUAGAAGAGCUGUAAUGCAUGGUCAGGAUACAAUUUGCAAAAAGCCGAAUAUUUGUGAACAAGAAGUGUGUGCUAGACGACUUUGUAGGUCUUGUCGUUUUCGAAGAUGUUUGGAUAUGGGAAUGUCUAGGGAAGCAUUACAACCUCGAAGGGAUUUAAUUGGCAGGCGAAAGAAGAGACCAGCACAAAUACAUUUUUAUCAAAAUAAUUGUGUUUCCACAAUUCCUUCAACUUCUGGGAGUGAAGUAACUCCAUCGCCAACCAACCAUUUAUUAACUCCCCAAACCGACAUUUUAUAUUCUUCAAUUUCUGACGGAAAUAACAAUCUUUUGGACCUAAUAUCUUCAUUAGCAGCUACAGAUAAAGCAAUUCGUGCAAGAAAAUUUGAAUUAAUUAGAGCUAGGACGGAAGCAAAAAGAUUGGCAGAUGUUGCAAGUAAAGGUUCUCGAGUAGUUCAACAACACGAUACUUUAAUGAAAAUUGUUUUGUGUUCGGAUUUGUGUAAUGUUACUCAAAUUGAAAUGUUUUCAAUGCUUGAAUGGGUACAGACAAUCCCAGCAUUUUCAUCACUUCAUUUACCUGACAAAAUGCUUUUACUUAAAAGAUUUGCUAUGCCCUGUAAUGUAAUAGAAUAUGGAUAUUUUACUGCACAAAUUGGUCUCGAUGAUGUUUGGCUAAUUUCUAAUGGUACUUGUAUGCCAAGAAGUGUUAAUGUUUUGCCUGAUGAAAGCAAAACAUUAGUAACAGAAGAUAGAAAAUGGAGACAAGAAAAAUUAUAUAAACAAAUGACUGAUAGAUGUAUUGACGGUUUAGUUAUUCCUUUAAGAAGAUUACAAUUAACACCUGAAGAAUUGGUUACGUUAAAAAUACUUUUACUUUUUAGCUGCGGAAAUCAUACACAAAAAGAAGAAGCAACUUCAUUUAUCAGUGACGAAUCUAGAAAAAUUGCUUUAGAAUGGAAAAAUAAAGUAAUUGCUGCCCUUUUUCAAUUUUAUCGUUCUAUUGGGCAUAAAUCGGCAGCUGAACGUUUUGGAAAUGUUAUUUUAUUAAUUUCUGGAGUUGUUUCUGCAGCCUCAGCAACAUUAGAAUCUUAUCAAAUUAUGCGUUUAUUUAAAUUUGCUAAUUUUGAUAGAGUUUCUGAACAAUUACUUUUUGAUAUAGAUUGA
Messenger RNA from Meloidogyne enterolobii, 1266 nucleotides. NCBI's taxonomy places the organism in Eukaryota, Metazoa, Nematoda, Chromadorea, Rhabditida, Meloidogynidae. The record is from the annotation of a GenBank genome assembly.